Staurois parvus is the source of this 435-nucleotide messenger RNA. The record is from the annotation of a GenBank genome assembly. NCBI's taxonomy places the organism in Eukaryota, Metazoa, Chordata, Amphibia, Anura, Ranidae.
GGCAGUGGGCUCCGAGUCAACUGGUAUGACCGCGGGCACUGGGUCAGACAUUGGAUCGUCUGGCUGGACAGCGGGCAUCGGGUCACCAGGCAUCAGGUCAUUUGGCUCGGACCGCGGGCACCGCGUCAUCUGGCAAGGCAGUGGGCUCCGAGUCAAACUGGUAUGACCGCGGGCACUGGGUCAGACAUUGGAUCGUCUGACUGGACAGCGGCAUCGGGUCACCAGGCAUCAGGUCAUUUGGCUCGACAGCGGGCACCGCGUCAUCUGGCAAGGCAGUGGUCUCCGAGUCAACAGGCACGACAGUGGGCACCGGGUCAUCAGGUACCGGAUUGUCUGGCUCGACAGCGGGCAUCGGGUCAUCAGGCAUCAGGUCAUUUGGCUUGCCAGCGGGCACCGCGUCAUCUGGCAAGGCAGUGGGCACCGAGUCACCAGGUA